This is a messenger RNA of Candidula unifasciata, 813 nucleotides long. Lineage: Eukaryota; Metazoa; Mollusca; Gastropoda; Stylommatophora; Geomitridae. The record is from the annotation of a GenBank genome assembly.
AUGGUUUCUACAACAAACGAGAGUGAAGCCCUUGUACUACAAGGAUUCACGGUCCUUCAAGUCAAGGGUAGUGAACGCAGCCAUGCAUCUCAUUACCUGUUUCUCCGACCACACUCUUCACCCUUCAGCUGUGCGGAGUGGCCAGAGGGAAAGACACUUGUGGUGUACAGUGUACCGCCAUAUUGUAGAGAAGAAAACCUCAUGUUGUUGUUCAAAGGCUGUGGAGAGAUUGUACAGGUAUAUUUGCAGCCUAAACCAUCAGGGAUGCCAUCAAAGAAGAGUUUUUUUUCUACAGAAGAAUCUAUAAAGUCUGUCCAGGUUGCAUAUGUGGUGUUUAAAAAGCCAAAUGGUGUGAAAAAUGCCUGCAGCAUGACUUACAGCCAAGUUAGAUACUUGUCUGACAAAACGGUUCCACUGGUCUCUGGUUUGAGAGCUUAUUGUGAAGAAUACAAACAGUUGCCUGAUGUCGCUGCCAUUGAGAAAGAGGCAGAAGCUUACAUGGCAGUAUACUACAAAAAGAAGGAAGAAGAAGAGAAGAAAGACAAACAGCUUGAAGGAGUACCAGACGAAGAAGGCUUUAUCAAAGUCACACGCCAUGGCAAGAAUAAAGGAGGCAGGAGAACUGAAGAAACUGAAAGAAAGGGACAUGAACACAUAAGGAGUAGGAGGAAGAAAAAUGAACUAAAGGACUUCUAUACUUUCCAGUUCAGGGAGACUAAAAAGACACACAUUGCUGAACUGCAGGCUAAGUUUGAAGAGGACAAGAAAAGAGUUAAAGAGAUGAGGAUGGCCAGAAAGUUCAAACCCUUUUAA